Guyanagaster necrorhizus is the source of this 381-nucleotide messenger RNA. RefSeq names its product Sm-like ribonucleoprotein. NCBI's taxonomy places the organism in Eukaryota, Fungi, Basidiomycota, Agaricomycetes, Agaricales, Physalacriaceae. Bases 1 to 381 code for a protein of 126 amino acids. Gene Ontology annotation, molecular function: RNA binding. The transcript is spliced from 3 exons. The record is from RefSeq and is a predicted model, not a curated record. Gene Ontology annotation, biological process: RNA processing; spliceosomal snRNP assembly.
AUGAAGCUCGUCAGAUUUCUAAUGAAAUUGAAUAAUGAGACGGUAACGAUUGAACUCAAAAAUGGUUCAGUUGUGCACGGCACAAUCACUGGCGUUGAUAUGCAAAUGAACACGCAUCUCAAAACUGUAAAAAUGACUGCGCGAAACCGGGAACCGGUGACACUAGACUCGUUGUCGAUCCGAGGGAACAACGUGCGAUAUUUCGUGCUGCCUGAUGCGCUGCCGUUGGAUACUCUGCUGGUAGACGAUGCACCGAAGCCAAAGGGUAGAAAGAAAGAAGACGUUCGAGGCCGUGGACGUGGUGGUAGUCGGGGCGGUCCUGGAGAUCGUGGAAGGGGUCCUGGACGUGGACGUGGACGCGGCAGAGGAAGGGGAUUCUAG